This is a messenger RNA of Amphibalanus amphitrite, 1424 nucleotides long. Its product is annotated as cuticle protein 6-like. NCBI's taxonomy places the organism in Eukaryota, Metazoa, Arthropoda, Thecostraca, Balanomorpha, Balanidae. The coding region runs from base 749 to 1246 and encodes 165 amino acids. Gene Ontology annotation, cellular component: chitin-based extracellular matrix. Gene Ontology annotation, molecular function: structural constituent of chitin-based larval cuticle. The transcript is spliced from 4 exons. The record is from RefSeq and is a predicted model, not a curated record.
CAAUAUCAACAAACUUCCCUCUGACGCUACGCUAUGACGUCAUCGCAAAACACUAGCACCGCGGCGCCAGCACCAUCCGCACGCUAGCAGUAUUCGCACUCAACUUCUGUUCAAUUGGUACUAGGUUCUUCAAGGUCUCUGUUCGAAACGCGAUUUACCAUAAGCUAACGGAUCGCACGCAACGUCAUUCGAGUGACGUCAGGGGUAUGCCUCAGCUCCCUGAGUGAGGCCACGACGUCACCCUUCCCGCAUUUAGUGUAUUACAGUGACGUCACCUGUCCCGUCUGUAGUAUAAAGCAGUGACGUCACUGCUUUACCUCACACUGCUCACUCACACCUGUCCCGUCUGUAGUACAAAGCAGUGACGUCACCUGCUCCGUCUGUAGUGUACUACAGUAAGGUCAUCCGUCGUAGUCUGCAGUGUGAGUGAGGCCAUGACGUCAUCCUUUCCCGUAUGUAGUGUAUUACAGUGACUUCACCUGUCCCGUCUGUAGUAUAAAGCAAUGACGUCAUCCGUCCGUCCCCGUCUGAAGUGUGACAGUGACGUCAUCCGGCCCAGUCAGCUGAGUAGAGAAGUGACGUCACUCGGUCUGCGGGUGCCCCACCGUCGCUCGGCUGGCCGUACCGGUCACGUGACCAGGUCAUCAGCCAAUCGCCGAGCGGCGCCGACGUCACUCGGGCCGUACUUGAAGGUGGCGGCGCCACCGGAGGCCAGCCAGUCUCUCCCGAGAACAGCCAGUGACGCGACAUGAAGGUGUUCAUCCUGCUGUGUGUGGUGGGCGCGGCGGUGGCGCGGCCCGAGCUGCUGGACGGCCUGGAGCACAGCCACGAGGCGCAUCACGAGCACCCGCAGCCUUACGAGGAGCCGGUGGGACCGCCGCAGCCGUACCAGUUCACCUACCAGGCCGGCCGCUACCCCAACCACGUGGACCGCACCCACAGCGAGAGCCGCGGCACGGACGGCGUGGUGGUCGGCACCUACGAGUACCUGGACCCGCUGAAGCGCGUCGUCAAGGUCGACUACACGGCCGACCAGAACGGCUUCCAUCCCAACGUGCAGGGACCGGUGCCGCAGGCGCCCAGGGAGUCGGCUGCGGUGGCGGCCGCGCGUGAGAACUUCUUCACCCGCUCGGCACAGAUCGUGGCCGAGCAGGCGCGCAUCGGCCAGGAGCACGCCCGGCUGCGGGCGAUCGCAGAGGCCGAGCGGGCCCAGCGCGAGGCCGCCGAGCAGCAGCAGUACCAGUGAGGCGGCCGGCGUUCACGCGCAGCGCCGCCACCGACCGGAGCGCAGCUACUGCGCCCGCUGAUACACAUAAUCGUCCUAGUGUUUCCCGGUCACCGCUUCCCCCCCCCCCCCCCUCCAGCGUAUCACUCGUAGCAUAUUUAUAUGUCCAGUGUCAAUAAAUAUAUGUUCGGUUCCUUUC